AUGCGACUACGGAACAAGCAUAAACUGGCAGAUCGGUGGGAAUCCAGUGUCUACAGGGUGAUCAAACAAGUUGAUGACGUACCUGUCUAUGUUGUCCAACCUGAGGGGACGGAUGGUCCAACCCGCACUCUGCACAGAGAUCUGCUGCUGCCUUGUGGAGUGUUGACUGAUGAGGAACCUCUAGAGCAACCCGAGAAGGGAACGACACGACAACCCAGAACAAGGAACCGCCCUGUUCAACUGUCAGAGAGUGACGCUUCAGACUCUGAGAGUGAUAACUCCUGCACUAACAGUCCUCCAAUAUCUCCUGACAGAAAAUUCACUGGAGUAUACAAGAUUCCGAAGCGCUGCCAUGACUCCUCAGCUGUUCUCCCAGCUGGACCUGAAAUGUGUGAUGGAUACUUACCUAUGGGAUCCCUGGAUGAUGUCUUACCUGUCUGUGCUGCUGCUGCUGAAGGUCCCGUUGAUGCUGCUGAUGUUGAAAGUCCUGCGGCCGAUACUGAGAGUUCUGUCCCUGCUGCUGGUGCCGGAAGUUCUGUCCAUGCUGCCACUGCUAAGGGUCGUGUCCGUGGUGCUGACGCUGCUGGAGGCCCUGUCUAUGCUGCUGCUGCUGGAAGCCCUGUCACUGUCGCUGGAAGCCCUGUCUCUGCCGCUAGAAGCCCUGUCUCUGCUGCUGCCACUGGAAGCCCUGUCUCUGUUGCUGCUGCAGAAGCUGAAAGAGCAGCGAUCGGUGAGAAUUACUUUCCUGAGCCCGUGGGUGACUGUUGGAGAGACAUAGCAAAUGAGUCUCAAGAUGACCCCCUCUUUGGGAAUUUGGAGAAAGAGCCCUCGGAAGCACCUGAACUCCAUGAGGUGCCAGAUGAUGAAGUGCCUUCUGAAGAUCCUCCGACCAGGAGAUCUGAGAGAUCACGGAGAGCUCCCAGCCGCUUUCAGUAUUCCCAGCUAGGGAACCCCCUUAUUUCUUUCGCCCACACCAUAUUAGAUGGUCUUAAUAGGGCCAUGGUCUCUUUUAAUGAGCUAGAAAAUCACUCACUCCUGAGGAUAUAGCUUUCCGAAAGUUAGACCUGUAGACACCCAUGAAGGGACUCAGGGUGAUUUAAGGGGGGAGGGUGUAACCCACCUUAAAGUUUGGUUACUAAGACCAUAACUUUAGUUUUAGAACAGUUUGAGUUCAAUAAAUAUUUUAAUAUAUAAAUAGAAUAAAUAUGAAUAAAUAGCAAGAAGCUGAGUUUACAUGAUUAUAUGUAUUUCUUUUUUGGUCUGCUUGAAAGUGCAGGUAUUCUAAAAUACUUUUAUUGUGGUAUAGUCAUCUCCUAGGUGACGGGUUUGUUUUUCACUCUCGAGACUCCACUUGAAUGAAAUUGAUUAGACGUUACUGAUAAUCCUCUUAAGAAAAAUAAUACUCUUUAUCUAACUCUAAUCUAACUUUUUCUAAAUCUAUCUAUCUAUCAUAUUGAAUCAUUUUACCUUUCCUUAUAUCUAUUUUUCUACGGAUUGUUGAAGACCUGUGUUGUUUGAACCUCGAACUCCGAUUGGUUUUUUAUGUACACUGGAACACUGGAUGGCGAGUCAGUCCCCUUGGAUCGAUUGAACUGUUCUACCCUUUCAUACUGGAUAACCAACCCCUUGAACUGCCCUUUCAUACUGGAUAACCAACCCCUUGAACUGCCCUUUCAUACUGGAUAACCAACCCCUUGGAUCUGUUCCCUGGAUACAGAUAAGCCUUCACACAUACACUGACAUUGUACACUCACACCACCUUACCCGGGUAUUUCUUUUCUUUUGGACAUUUGAGUUUUUUACUAUUGAUUUGA
Alosa sapidissima (American shad) is the source of this 1814-nucleotide messenger RNA. RefSeq lists its product as uncharacterized. The transcript has 3 exons. The record is from RefSeq and is a predicted model, not a curated record. Lineage: Eukaryota; Metazoa; Chordata; Actinopteri; Clupeiformes; Clupeidae. The coding region runs from base 1 to 1047 and encodes 348 amino acids.